CAACAGUCAGUGAACGUGCAUGUAGCGGCCAUAUUGGCUGCGCGUUUUACGGUACAAAUCAAACCGUGUCGUUAGUUCGGUGCAUCCAGCCGGGACUCGGUCCGCUGGAGUCAGACGAACAACACAACACGACCAGCCGACAAUGGCGCAUCUAAGUCAAAACCCCGCCGAUAAAGAGAGGUUCAUCUGCCUCUAUCCGGUUUACAUCAACAGUAAGAAGACGCUGGCUGAAGGACGAAGGAUCCCUUCAGAGAAGGCUGUGGAGAAUCCGUCCUGCGCUGAGAUGAGAGACGUCCUGACGGCUGCAGGGAUGAACGUCUACGUGGAGAACAAAAUGCAUCCCAGGGAGUGGAACAGGGAGUUCAGAGGUCGGGUCAGAGUUCAGAUAAAGGAAGCUGACGGCAGCUUCUGUCUGGAGAAAUUCAGCUCCCGUAAAGACGUGAUGUUUUACGUCGCAGAGAUGAUCCCGAAACUAAAGACUCGGACCCAGAAGAGCGGAGGAGGAGACACCAGCUCUCAGCAGGGAGAGGGAGGCAAGAAGAGCAAGAAGAAGAAGAAAUAGACGAGGACGAAGAGAUGACCUGUUUUUAUUUUCAUGUCUUUUUUUUUUUUUUUAAAGCUUCUUGUUUUGGGUGGAUUGAUUGUUUAGAUCAAACCCUGAACUGACACUCAAGCUAGUUUUGUGGGUUUAUUGUUGAAGAUUUAAGGCGACCUCGGACACUCAUCAUGUAGUUUACUAAAGAGAAAGGAACUCAUCUCUGUUUCAUUUCAAAGUCUCAAGGUUUAAACCCAGAAACAGUUCAAUUCAGAGUUGGAAGGGGGGAAAACGUGUGAAGUGAUGGAGGAAGGUGAACGUCUUUAUGUUUCACAUUUUGUCAACUUCACUGUCUGUUUGGAGGAAAAGACGAAUAAAAUGCUCAUUUUCUCA
Messenger RNA from Thunnus maccoyii (southern bluefin tuna), 928 nucleotides. RefSeq names its product signal recognition particle 19 (gene srp19). Gene Ontology annotation, cellular component: signal recognition particle, endoplasmic reticulum targeting. Gene Ontology annotation, molecular function: 7S RNA binding. The transcript has 5 exons. Gene Ontology annotation, biological process: SRP-dependent cotranslational protein targeting to membrane; SRP-dependent cotranslational protein targeting to membrane, signal sequence recognition. The coding region runs from base 143 to 562 and encodes 139 amino acids. The record is from RefSeq and is a predicted model, not a curated record. Lineage: Eukaryota; Metazoa; Chordata; Actinopteri; Scombriformes; Scombridae.